UCACUAUCCGUAAUUCUCUCUUACAACAGCUCGGGACAAACUGAUUAACAACCAACCAUCUGUCCUGUAUACCACAGUCAUAGCAGGUGAGUGGCCGGAUCGACUGCAUCGGAAACUGAAAAAGACCUGAGGACGUUCCGCGAGACCUAGAAGCGAGCACGAAUAAACCGACUGGUCUAAAAACGCUCAGUAAACAGAUUUUGAAUUGGAAACCUCACACAUUGACCUUGAAGAGGCUGCGAACUUGGAUUGGAACUUGAUGCCGCGAAGCAGUACUGUAGAUGAGGUUAUGGAGCUUCGCAUUCCCUCUUAUAGGACUAGGUUAAUGAUGAAAAGUUCUCCUGACGUAGAUUGUGUCUCUUCAGAUUCUGUUGUUUGUUUGUCCAAAGCGACCGAAAUGUUUGUCAGUGAGCUAGUAUCUACUGCUGUACGUGGUAAUAAAUCUGGAUUAUCAUACAAGGAUUUAUCUCGACUUCAGUGUCAGAUGGAUCGCUACAAUUUUCUGGCUGAUGUCCUACCUCAAAAGAUCACUGCCCGGGAGUGGAUAGAAAAAUAUAAAUCUGAAUUCGAUGCAUCUUGUUCUUAACAUUGUGGUUAAGCUGCACAAGAAUUCUACCUAAUUAAUUUUCUGGGUCAAAUUCGAUUCUAUACUGUGCUUUUCCAAAUUCUAAUGAGUUUUAAAUAUACACAACGUUUGUUGGGUGGUGGUG
This is a messenger RNA of Heterobilharzia americana, 710 nucleotides long. NCBI's taxonomy places the organism in Eukaryota, Metazoa, Platyhelminthes, Trematoda, Strigeidida, Schistosomatidae. The record is from the annotation of a GenBank genome assembly.